UGUCGCACGUUCACACGCGUGGAUCUCGUUGUUGCCCGCUGGACUGGAGUUGGAGGAGCAAUUGCAAGCGGCUUCUCCACACAAUCUUUCGCCCCGCGAGCACGACUUCUCUUCAGGGAGCAACGCGCCCGUCGAUCUCUCGCCGCGAGUGAUUAAUUAUGUUCGAGAGAAAAUUGAAGGCGCUCGGCUACCUGGAGUGGGAUAAAGUCAACGGAAAUAAUACUCAACACUUCAGAAAGGUGAUUGUAUGGCUGGAGGAUCAGAAGAUACGUCAUUACCCCAUAGAGGAACGUGAGCAGUUGAGGGACAUUGCCACCCCGAAUUGGCCGAGCAUUUUCGAGAAAUAUUGCAACGACGUCAAGUGCCCGAUAGCCAAGAACGAGAUCGAUCAGCUGGAAUGGUUCUUAGGAUACGCCAUUUGGCUGGAGUACGGAGAUGACUGCCAGAAAUAUCAGCAGGUCGUGGGGAGUAGGGCAAAAGAUAAAAAGGAGGUGAUAGUGCCUAGUAUCAAGUCCACGAAUCCUCUAGAUAAAUUAAAUUUUGAUAGCGACGCUUUCAAGAUCGGAGUUAAUUCGAUAGCCAAGCUACUGAACGUACCGAAGCAUUCUGAUCACCUAGUAACGCUGCAAGGGUGCAGCAAACUCGUGUGCAACAAGCUGAGCGCGGACGCGAUUAAGCAGCAGCCCAACAAUGCCGUGAACAGCGCCAAGAGUAAAUCGCUGACGAAGAUGAUGAUAGGGCCCAGCUUUAACAUGGGCGACGCGAUGUUGGACAACGCCGCGAAGGGCCUCUCCUUGCUGUACAUACAGGAUCUCAGGAAUCUCCAGACGAAGAUCAACGAGACGAUAGUCGCUGUGCAAAAUAUAACGGCUAAUCCGAAAACAGACACCAAAUUAGGAAAAGUUGGUAAAUAAAUGGCUAUAUAUUUUUUUUAUUCUACAAAAGCCAUAUACUUGAUACCUCGAAUGGAGGAAAUCAAAUUUCUACGUCAAAUUAGCAGAAUAUUUAAUGUCUCGUGCACGUCUCAGAGUAAUCUCAAAGGAAGCGUUUGUACUGUAAAACGAGAUAUCUCUGUGUUAAUUUAUUUUUACUUCGUGCCAAAUCUAUGAAUGUAUCUCGAUUUCGCAGAGAAACGCAGUGUGUAAUAUUUGAUUCUCUCUUGUACAGAACUUGGUAUACAUCACAUCUAAUGUAGAUAUACCAAUAGCAUAAAUUUGUUAGUGUAACAAAGAAUACUCAGUAUGUGCAAAUAAAAGUCAUGCUGUUAAUUUACACCUAAAUACAAUGGAAACAUUAGAAUAAUACAUUUUGAUCACAUUAUAUAUUAAAAUAUAUAUAAAUAUCAAGCAAUAAAUGUAAAUUUAAUCCUGAUUUGUUUUGUAAUUCUCAGUGAGCAUGUUAGAUACUUAUAUUAUGAAAAGUAUUUUUAGUUUUGAGUUACUAUUAUCAUUAUACAAAUGUCCAAAUAAUUUAAAUAUAUAAUUGGACUAUAUUUGCUGAAAAAUAAUUCUUUGAAAGGAUUAAAUAUAAAUUUAUUUAAUAUGUAAUAAAUAUGUAACGAAUAUAUACAAGCUAAGUAUUUUAGAUUGUUCACUAAGAUGAAUUUACUUCCUUGUAAUUAUUCACUCACUUUUAAACUGCUUUAAAAUUUGAUAUACCCGUAGCUAUAUAAUGUGCCUAAAUAGUAACUGAAAUCCUCAAAGUAUUUUCAGUGAAAAAAAAAAAAGAAAAUUGAACUGCCUCCUAUUACCGAACGCUUUAUUGAAAAAAUCGGUUGUAUGUGUAUAUAUAUAUAUAUGAACAUUUUUUUAAUCCGAUACAUAUUUCGUAAGAUUUAAAAAAAAGUUGUUGGAAAAGUUAUAUGUUUUUGGUCGCAUAAUUAUUCGAAUGUAAUUUUAUACAGCACAUCUGAAUAAAAAAGAAAUUAUGAAUUAUAA
This is a messenger RNA of Wasmannia auropunctata (little fire ant), 1937 nucleotides long. RefSeq names its product UPF0568 protein C14orf166 homolog. Gene Ontology annotation, biological process: tRNA splicing, via endonucleolytic cleavage and ligation. Gene Ontology annotation, cellular component: tRNA-splicing ligase complex. The record is from RefSeq and is a predicted model, not a curated record. Lineage: Eukaryota; Metazoa; Arthropoda; Insecta; Hymenoptera; Formicidae. Gene Ontology annotation, molecular function: RNA binding. The coding region runs from base 159 to 914 and encodes 251 amino acids. The transcript has 4 exons.